Messenger RNA from Ictalurus punctatus (channel catfish), 952 nucleotides. RefSeq names its product rhophilin associated tail protein 1-like (gene ropn1l). The record is from RefSeq and is a predicted model, not a curated record. The transcript has 5 exons. The coding region runs from base 1 to 648 and encodes 215 amino acids. NCBI's taxonomy places the organism in Eukaryota, Metazoa, Chordata, Actinopteri, Siluriformes, Ictaluridae.
AUGCCUCUUCCGGACACGAUGUACUGCCCUCAGCAGAUCGACAUCCCGCCUGAGCUGCCAGACAUCCUCAAACAGUUCACUAAAGCUGCUAUUAGGACACAGCCGCCAGAUGUGCUGCAGUGGUCUGCUGCCUAUUUCACAGCGCUAUCAGAAGGUGAACCUCUUCCAGUCAAAGACAGGAUGGAAACCUCUGUAAAAACACAGAAGACAGACACUGCGCUCACUCCAGGUCUCCUCAAAGUUCUUCAUAAACAGCUUUCAUCCAAGAAGGACGUUAGUAAAGAAGAGUUAGAGCAGAAGUGGAAAGGGCUGUGUCUGCCAGCCGAACAACUCAACACACUGCUCACGCUCGGGAACUUCAGCACGGAGGUCGACUGGAUGCACUUCUUCGCUCUCGGGUGCAGCGCUUUGAGCGGCACGAUCAUCAGUGCUCUGAAGUUUGCGUGUGAGAUCCUGAGCGAGGACCCUGAGGGAGGAGCAGCUCGAAUCCCCUUCCACACCUUCAUCGAACUGUACACGUACCUGGCCCAGCUGGACGGAGACAUUCCUCAGGACGAGAUAGACAGCUUCCUGUCCAGCCUACAUGAGCCUGUGACGCGUCGAGGUGGGAUGGUCCAGCCGUCUGAUUUCGCUGACCUCGAUGUGUAGAGGUGCGAGUGAAAAACAGAGCACAGAUGGCUUUCAGAUUCACUCUUCAUGCCGAGAUUGAAACGUCUUAUAUAACCACACUAACGAUGCAGCAGGAUUCAAACAUUAACCCUAUAAAUCCUGGGCGUAUUUUUAGAUUUUUCUGGGUGAUGUAUGUAUUAUGCUUAUUUAUAUGUCCUCAGAUUUUUACUAACCAAUUACAAAUACUCACUAAGACCCAAAGUUGUUUUCCUCGUCUUACACCACAGCAAUUUGCCAACGAUUACGAUAUUGAUUUUUUUUUUUUAAAAGAACAACAAGAAAC